AAUCGUAGUCGAAGCGUAGAAGAUACGCACGUAUAUAUUAUUAUUGUCGAGUUUCAAAUAAUCUCGUCGAACGAUAAUAUUAUAAAGCGAAGGAAAGACACAGUGCAAAAACUGAACGGCGCCUUCUCGAUCGUCGAACCGUCGUCUCGACCAAUAACGAACGUCGCCACCUUCUCCUCCCCCCUCCCCUACUCCUGACCAUCUUUCUAUCUCUUUCUCUCUCUCUCUCUCUCUUUACGUGUACUCUGCUAUUUCGAGGGAGAAAGAAGAAAAAGAAAAGAAGAAGAAAAAAAGGAGGAGGAGGAGGAAGAGAAGGAAUCGAUUGUGGUGGGGAGUUAAAUCGUAUGAAAUUUUUUGAGGUGAUUCAGUCUCGUCCGGUUUUGUUAUAAUCGUGCGGAGGUAUUUAAAAGACGAUGUUGACUAUUGACUGAUCGGGUAAUUUUUUGGUUCUCGGGGGGGUGGUGUGGUGGUAUUGGUGAAGAAGAAGGAGAAGAAGAAGGAGGAGGAGGAGAACGAGUCGAUAGAGUAAAGUAAGAAGAAACAAAAGACGGUGGAGAUGAUGAUGGCGCCACAGGUGGUGGGUGUUCUGCUGAAGAAGCCGGGACAGCAGAACCAUCCGCGCAUAACGCCCCUCGAUCGACAGGAAACCAAGAUAAGGGGGGAGCUCUACGUCGAAAAUCUGGCUGAGAGAAGGACCGUCUUGAUCAGGAUGGGAUGGUUGUGGGUCGAGGGUACUUCAAUGAAGUUACCCCUAAGGGCAUUGAACCUUCGUCAAGCGGCAUCCAGUCUUUGUCAGCCUCACGCUCUCGCCCUUGGAUUUACUCUGAGCAAUUCUCAGGGUCAUUCGCUUGCUACGUUUUGGGCCGACACAGAACCGAUAUACUGGUCUUGGGUGAAAGCGAUAGCGGCAGAGUUGGUUAGACAGACUCCGUUUCGUGCUCGAAGAUGUUUAAAUUUCCUCGAAAUCCUGACGAUUUGUCCAAGAAGUCCAGCACCGUUUCCGGAGAGUCUCGCUGAAUCGAGAAGACGUUCACGAAGCGAGCUUCGUUGUUGGCCAAUCGAGUCGCCGAUAGAAAGUAAUUCGAAAAAUUCAACGAGCAUACUCGAAGAAUCUAGGAGAAGAGCUAGAAGCGAGUUACGCGGUUGGUCAAGCAGUAAUUCGAGCGACGAGGAUAAUUUAGGAGAAUUUCGUAGUAUACCGACGAUAAUAACAACGAAGGAUCAAACAGUUACGAGAACUUGGGGUUGUAGCGAGAGUAGCGAAGGUAGCGACGACAGUCUUCCAUGGGGAGGUGGAAUUUGUCGAUCAAGCGUGGACUCCGUCGAUUCGACGGUCUCCAUGUCGGAACCUGAGACCAAAGAACAAAGGAUACAAAGGUACAAGGAAACACGUAGACGAGAGAACGAAGCAAGAAGUCGUCGUGUUUUGGAAGAAGAUGCUAGGAGACGAAAAGCGAGAGCUGAGGAGAACAAUAACGAGCUUCCAAAAAUAUACGGACCGAGAAAUAGAUAUUAUUCCGUGAACGACAACGACGAUCUUCUUCAACGAUCACCGAAGAAGGAAUCACCAAGUGUUACCGAGUCCAGCGAGAUAGUUAGAAACGAAAACGUUAGAUUACCACCUGUCAAACCAGUCGAACCUUUCACGGUUAGAUUCGAAGAGAGUGAAAGACCCGAGGAUGAUAAUAAUAAUAACGAUAGCAACAACAACAACAAUAAUAAUAAUAAUAAUAAUAACAAUAAUAAUAAUAAUAAUAAUAAUAAUAAUAAUAAUGGUAUUGCUGGAAACGAUCAAACGCGAUGCAAUAACAACACCGUUACCAAUGGCAUAUUAAGAACCGAUGCGAAUAACGAACGAAGAAGUCGAGCGAGAGAGAGGCGAAUUUUUCGUGAGAAGGGUCAAUCUCAGCAGACGCAACAAGUAACCAGUAGUAACAACGUUGAGAGUUUGCAAGAACGAAAGGAACGAUUGGCUGCGAUAUCAUCAAGAAUACCGGUGCCUCGUCAGUUGUCUCAAGGAAACGAAAGAACAACUACCGGUAAAUGCGUUACGAGUUCAUCGUUGAUGGAUGGUUGCAUGAGUUUGCCUAGAUCUUCAACGACAACGGCUCUAUCGAUAAUGAAAGAACCACCUUGCGAGGAGGACGUUGCUAGACUCUUGGAAAGGUGUCAGAGGGUCGAUCAUUACGUACCGGUUCGUGAGAAGCUUACCUUGUUUGAAUCACUUUCGAGAUUAGGCGGUCGAUUGGCCAGAAGUACGGAGGAUCUUGGUAGAUCAGAAUCUAAACCGAGUCCAAGAGGGAAACAACGUGCCAGAUCCCUUCACGAUUUAAAUCGUGGCGCUAGGUCAGUACCUGUACGUGAAAUGUGCCGAUUUUUCGAAGGUGAUCUACGUGACACAGGUCAGAGCAACGCCGUUAAUAACAAAUACUCGACAUUGACGAAACCUUCAACUAGAUUCAGCGAUCCACCGACGCCAACUAGAAACACAACUUGGAAGGAUAACUUGAUAUCCAACAAAAGCGACGCACCAUGCGUUAGAACGUCUACGAGGAAGAAACAUUAUGCGAAAUGAUCGUUCUCGCGAUAAUAAUUAUUGCUUAGAAAGAAAUAAAAGGAUGACGUGUUC
Molecule: messenger RNA, 2629 nt
Organism: Vespula pensylvanica (western yellowjacket)
Lineage: Eukaryota; Metazoa; Arthropoda; Insecta; Hymenoptera; Vespidae
Exons: 4
Coding region: 557-2575 (672 amino acids)
Source: RefSeq, a predicted model, not a curated record